AUGGGUGUUCCUGACUCUUUUGUACACUCAAAGGAGACUUUUGGCUCAUCAAAUUUAAUGUAGGACUCUUUGAUACCCUCAGAUAUAGUGAUAAGCGUAACUUAUGCAUAAGAAAUGGGUGCUUUUCAUUUUUCGGGUAGAGAAAAAAUUGAGUAAAAACAAGCCAGCGGUUCAAGAGAAACAAGUGAUAAUGAGAAUUUUUUGGUUGAUUUGUCUCAAAAGUAAAAUUAAUAAUAAUUAUAUUAAAUAUUAAUGUUUGCCUAGAGAGUACUUUUUAUCAUGUUAUCAUGCUAUCUCACUUUUCUUAAUUCCUAAUAAGAAGCAUCUCUUAAUUAAGCAAGUGCAUCUCAGGAUAAGUUAAAUUCAAAGAAUGGUGAGGAUAAUGGUCUACUAAGUUAGUAGAUAAGAACUUUACAAUAAGAAGAUUCUUUAUGUAGAGAAUAGGCUGGAAUAUAAGAAGGUGGAAUUUACUAUGAAGUCAAUAGUAUUAAAGCUAAGAAUGGAUAUAAAGAAUUUAAAAUUGCUACUGUCAGACCACAAAAAAAUAUGCCGCAUACCGAUAUCAUAUCUUAUGUGAUUUUCGAAACAAAUUCUUGGGAGGAUCAUAAUUCUAUUUAAAUUGUAAAUGCUCUGAAAAAGAUUUCUAUUUAAUAUCCUGACUAUAAAAUAGCUUUGUUGGACAUAGGAGCUAAUCUUGGAUGGUUCACAUUCAUGGCUGCUUCACUUGAUUACAAUGUUAUUGCAUUUGAACCAUUAGAUCAAAACUAUAAGGCUAUAGAAUAUGCAAUGUGUCUUAACUAAAAUGUAAGCAAUCUCAUAUAACUAGAGAAAUUCGCCUUAGGUGCUAAAAAUGAGACUUGCAAUUUAUAUUCACAGCCCCAAAACACAUAAAAUGGAAUUAUUAGAUGCGGUGAUGAUAUUAAUGACCAUUCUAAAGUAGUUGACGUUUCUAAUGUUAUUUUAAGAUAGGAGGUACCUAUAAGAACCUUAGAUUCGUAUACGAAAACCAUAUCACCCGAUAUUAAGAUUGGAGUCUUAAAAAUUGAUGUUGAAGAGUUUGAAUAUGAUGUGUUUGUGGGAGGGAAAAAUUUUCUGAAAGAGCAUAAAAUACCUUAUAUUGUAUAAGAAUAUAGUCUUAAAAGUUAUGGCGCUCAUUAAGAAGACCAUUUUAACUUAUUUAAAGACUUGGGCUAUGAGGCAAGACUGACAUCAUUUAAUGGAUAGGGGUUCAAAACUUUCAAUGAACUAAAAGAGGAAAUAAGAUCAUAGGUAGGAGAUAACUAAAUUGAGGUAUAUUUUGUUCUCAGCACAUUUGAAAGCUAGUGUGUGGGCUCCAAUCCUAAUGAUACCUGCAAUAGCUACCAAUGA
Messenger RNA from Stylonychia lemnae, 1368 nucleotides. The record is from the annotation of a GenBank genome assembly. Lineage: Eukaryota; Ciliophora; Spirotrichea; Sporadotrichida; Oxytrichidae.